UGAGGAUCAUUUUAAAUAUUCUGUCAAAAUGAGGAUCAUCCGCAACCAACACUAUGAAAGCAAAAAGGUAUUUAAGCCUAUAUUUUACAUCCAAUAUUCUUAUAGAAGUGCUUGCAAUUGCUAAGGUUUGCAACACGUUUGCAGAACUAUUAGAACCACACGUCUCAACUACCCACAGCGGUGGAUCCUGAUCCAACCAUAACAAAAUCAUCAAUAAAUAUACCAAAUUCAGCAUAUAAGUAACAGCUACCACCUCAUCAAACAAACAAGGUGAGUAUCAGUGAAAAACACACAACAUAAACAUGUCUACUGACUCUGUGAAACAGGACCAGCUUCAUGUUGUUAUGUUCCCAUUUCUUGCAUUUGGUCACAUUAACCCUUUUGUUCAGUUAUCGAACAAGUUGUUCUCUCAUGGUGUUCGUAUAACCUUAUUGUCAGCUGAGUCCAACAUUUCCAGAAUCAGAUCAACCCUUAAUCUGAAUCCAGCCAUAAAUAUUAUCUCACUGCAGUUCCCAAAUGGCGUAAGCAGCACCGCUGAUUUGCCUCCUCACUUGGCUGCAAAUCUUGUGCAUGCCAUCGACCUUACUCAGCCUCAGCUGAAGUCUCUUCUGUUGAAACUCAAACCCCACUAUGUUUUCUUCGACUUUGCACAACACUGGCUCCCAAAAAUUGCUUCUGAACUCGGCGUCAAAUCCGUUCGUUUCUCUAGCUUCCCUGCCAUUGCUGAUUCUUACAUUACUGUGCCUUCCAGAUUCUCGAAUGUUGAGGGAAGAAACAUCACUUUUGAGGAUCUUAAAACCCCUCCACCUGGGUACCCUCAAACUGAUGCUUCCCUCAAGGACUUCGAGGCCAUGGACUUAAUGUUCCUCUUCAAAAGAUUUGGUGAAAAUCUCACUGGUUAUGAGCGAGUCAUGCAAGGCUUUGGUGAGUGUUCCAUCAUAGUGUUCAGAAGUUGCAUGGAAAUUGAAGGACCCUAUUUAGAGUACAUGGAAAAGCAAUUUGGAAAACCGGUUUUGGUGUCCGGUCCACUUGUCCCUGAGCCAUCAAGGGGUGUGCUAGAGGAAAAGUGGUCCAAAUGGUUAGACACUUUCCCCGCCAAAUCUGUAGUAUUAUGCUCAUUUGGUAGUGAGGCUUUUCUGAAUGAUGAUCAAAUCAAAGAACUUGCAAGUGGAUUAGAACUCAGCGGCUUACCUUUCAUUUUGGUUCUAAAAUUCUCAUCGGAUCUGUGUGCUGAAUCUGAGUUGGAGAGAACACUGCCAAAAGGGUUCUUGGAGAGAGUGAAGGAUAGGGGAUUGGUGCACACUGGUUGGUUUCAGCAGCAACUUGUGCUGAAACACCCUAGUGUUGGGUGCCAUGUAGGUCAUGCAGGGUUUAGUUCAGUGGUGGAAGCUAUGGUGAAUGAGUGUGAACUUGUGCUGUUGCCUUUGAAGGCUGACCAGUUUUUCAUCACGAAGCUUGUUGUGAAGGAUUUGGAGGCAGGGGUUGAGAUAAAUAGGAGGGAAACAGAUGGGUACUUUCAGAAAGAGGAUGUUCUGAAGGCAUUGAAAACUUUAAUGGUGGAAUAUGAGAAAGAGGCAGGGAAACACAUAAGAGAAAACCGCAUGAAAUGGGGCAAGUUUUUAUCUGAUAAUGACGAUAACUUCAUCACAGAUCUUGUUUCCCAGUUGAAGUCUAUGGCUUAAUCAUAUCCUCACAUUUUCAUCUAUUGUAUCACUAUCUUCUUAUCGUUUUGCUUUCCCUUUCUACCUCUGAAUUUUUGUUUCCCAACAUCAAAUAAACCUCUUUUUUUUAGGUGAUAUAAUAAGUACGUAUUAUAUAAUUAAUAAAGAAAAUUAAUAACUAAUUUUUUGUAUUGAGUUCAUGAUUUCAGGAUAUUCAUUUUUAAAUGUAGAUCGGUGUGAAUGGAAUGGAGCCCACUUCAUUUUGAGAAAUAAAUAAUAAAUCACAUUCAUGUGA
This is a messenger RNA of Vigna unguiculata (cowpea), 1956 nucleotides long. RefSeq names its product UDP-glycosyltransferase 79A6-like. Gene Ontology annotation, molecular function: UDP-glucosyltransferase activity. The record is from RefSeq and is a predicted model, not a curated record. Lineage: Eukaryota; Viridiplantae; Streptophyta; Magnoliopsida; Fabales; Fabaceae.